AUGUUCGUACCUGCUCAUCUAGAUAGCACCGAAGCCUGCAUUGAAGACAUCAAGAGGCAUCGCCAGGUCCCGGAUGGCUGCAUCAUCGCCUCAUUCGAUGUAGUGGGCCUCUAUUCGAACAUUCCUAUAGAUGAGAGCAUUUCGGCCGCUAUUACAAAGCUGGAGCAGCAUAAAAAUGAUGUCGACAUGCUUGGAUUGACGGUUGCGGAUGUACAGCUGAUGUUGCAGUAUGUUCUGUCAAACAACUACUUCGAGUUCAAUAGUAAACAGUACCGGAAGCGUGGAAUUGCGAUGGGGAACCAUCUGGCACCUCCGCUGGCCAUCCUCUUCAUGGAUGCGCUUGAGCAGAAGGCUCUCUCGACAGCUACAGUGAAGCCAGAUCUCUACAAGCGAUAUAUCGACGACUGCAUACUACUGUGGAGACAUGGCUAG
Messenger RNA from Sycon ciliatum, 432 nucleotides. RefSeq lists its product as uncharacterized. Lineage: Eukaryota; Metazoa; Porifera; Calcarea; Leucosolenida; Sycettidae. The record is from RefSeq and is a predicted model, not a curated record. Bases 1 to 432 code for a protein of 143 amino acids. The transcript has a single exon.